CUUACUAUUAAUAUUAAUGGUCAAUGCUUGGUUAAAUCCAAUUUAUGGAGUUGAGAUGUAGGGGUAUUUCUAUAUAGUCUACCAAAAAGAUAUUUGUUCUCCAUUACAGACUCGGAAAUUAGGGUAUCACAUUCAACAAUAGCUUAACCAAGGUCAUUUAAGGAAGUGGUCAGAGGAUUAUUGCUAUUUCGUGAUCCGUAGUUCCUGUUUCAAGAUCUCUCUGGCUCUGACAUCUACCUUUAAUUUUCUCUUUCCCACAUAAAUUAAAAAUUUUAGGUUUUUACAAUUAACAGAUUGUGUGGUUAGUCUUCCUAUCAGAGAUUCCUCAUUUUUCUAGACAUUUGUUUUGGCUAUUUUGAUAUUGACUUCAGUUCUUCUAUCAAAUUAUUUCUUAUAUCCUUAUGAUCAUACCCAAACACAAAUUUCACACAUAUAUGGAUUUUUUUUUCUCCUCCCUCCCACCAUCUGACCCCAAGAAGCACCAGAGGAACUCUGAAGUAACUCGAUUUAAAAAAAUAAAUAAAUAAAGUGAAACAAAAACAAAAAACAAACAAAAAAACCAAGGUCUUUCCUUCUACUUGGCAACCAUUUUAUCUCCCUCUUUGGAAGGGAUGUAGUAAAAGAAAAAAUGGCUGCCUUUUGUUUAUUUCCUUGUACACUAGCAUGCUGACCUCCUCAAAGGUAUUCACCAAAACAUAGGCACCUUUAAGGAGCCAGAUGAUGAUGCUUCAGAAGGAUUUUUGUUUGCGUGUUUAUUUAUGGCCUGGGGUUUUGUGCCUGUAGUGUAGCUCAUAUUGUAGAAGGGACAAUGAACAAGGGUGUUCUGGAGCAAACACUUGAAAAUGGUGGCACAGAAAGUAUCUCUUAGCAUUCCUUCUGUGCUAAGGAAAACUUACUACAUAUGACAUGAAACGUUCCAGGUCAGUGCUAACCCUUCAAAUAAUAUGAAAAAAAUGUGAAAAAAAAAUCAUUUCAUGUAACUACUUAUGUUUUGUUCACAUCGACUUACUCUGCGUUUCUAAAGUUCGGUUGAGAAAAUGUUUACAUUGUAUUGCUUUUCUUUUAGAAAAUGAGAGUUUAUUGAUUGAAAGGUUGACAUGUGUGCAUACCAAUAAGCAUAUGAAUAUCUGUACCUUCAUUUUUUUUAAAGUACUGACAUGUUUACAAGGGCCAUUACAAUGCACGGUAUAUCAAUACAAUAGUGUAGGAAAUUCAUCUUUUCUGAUCAUGUUAUGAUGCUUUGGCUUUUCCUUCCAUGAUCUUUGUUGAAUUUUCAUAUAUUUGCCACCAGGUAAUUACUGACAUUUGUGAGUCGAAAGCUUUCAAAUACCAAUUCAAGUUAGGCAGCCUAUCAACCAAAUAUCCCAUAAAAUAUAUGGAAUUUUAAACCAAAUUCCAUCAGCUAUAUAGGUUUGUGGUUUGUUUGUUUAUUUGAAGAUCUGUAAUUGACUUUCAAGUUUGAGAAUUUCCUUGUGGAAAGCUGCUGUGACUGUAUUCAGAGGUACAUAGUAUACGUGUAUUGAAACAGUAUCAAAACAGCCAAAGGUUCCCGCAAAUGUAGAACAGUCCUCUCUGGAAGGACUUGUUAGCACUAAAAUCAGAUAAGGUAAACCAUAUGCUCCAUUGAGGUAAGCUGUCUGAAAUAAGUUACUGCCAUUUUAAGAAUUAGCAUGAACCAUCUGUUCUUUAAGUUGAGAUCUUUAUUGUUCAUUGUAGUCAGCUGUUGUAGAGUGUGUUGCCUUUUGAGAAGAUAAAUUAAUCACCUACCUCAUUUAUACACUUCAAGAAAAAGAGUCUCAUCUUCCUUAUCAGAAAGAAUUGGUAUCUGUUUGUAUUCACAUGCAGUAUCUUUUAGUGAUGGGGAUUUUACUGGAAGAAAUGUUGAGGGAAUCAGCAUCUGGUCUUAGUGGGGGUUGGGGGAAACCAAGAAAAGAAAUAGUUGCAAUUAAAAGGUUAAAAAAAUAUAUGGUCAGUUGGUUCAUUAGAACAGGGCUCUUGGAUAAUAUUUACUUUCAGAAACGUAAGGUAGGAAAUGGCUUGAGCAAGUUUUCUUUUCAUAAACUUACUCAACCUCUGAUUAAAAUAAAAUCUAGUCCCCCCCACACCCCUUAAUAGCUGUUGAAUCAUUUUCGAUAAUAAUAAAAUCUAGGGAAAUCUAAGGGAUUUCCCUUAAUGGUGCUACAUUAAUGUCUCAGGGCAGUUCCCUUAUCUGCUAUUUCUUCCUCCUUGUAGAGUCAGCUGAUAAAAAUAUCCGUAGACACAGUGAAGUCAGCGGUAAGCCUGGCUUUCUCAGACAGAACUCCAUGUGAUCACACAUAGGCAGCCGGGCUGGGCUGAUGCCGUGCAGCAAGCAGUAGGUAAUGAGUCUUUGUGCGAGCGAAGCUCUUGUCUCGGAACAAUAAAGCAUAUGGUACCAGCAAUAAAACACGGGGCCGGGAAACGUAAGAAGAUUCCACUGAACCAGGAAGAUCGACGCCUUCCGUGAUGCCGACACGUACUGUAAAAUGAUAAUCAAUUUAUUUUGGAUUCUAAUGAAUAAAGACUGCCAGGACUCGACUCCAGCUGUUUGAACAGGUACAUGUGACAGCGCCGCAGCUAUGAGUGGAAUUUUAAAGAGGAAGUUCGAAGAUGUGGAAGCCUCCUCGCCCUGCUCCUCCGCUCGGGAAUCGGAUGACGAAGUCUCCAGCAGCGAAAGUGCUGACAGCGGGGAUAGCGUCAAUCCAUCUACCUCCAAUCACUUCACCCCUUCCUCCAUCCUCAAAAGGGAGAAACGGCUGAGGACGAAGAAUGUGCACUUCAGUUGUGUCACCGUGUACUACUUCACCAGGAGGCAGGGCUUCACCAGUGUGCCCAGCCAGGGUGGCAGCACUCUGGGGAUGUCCAGCCGUCACAACAGCGUGCGCCAGUACACCCUGGGAGAGUUUGCAAGAGAGCAGGAGCGGCUGCACCGGGAGAUGCUGAGAGAACACCUCAGGGAGGAGAAGCUCAACUCUCUAAAACUAAAGAUGACCAAGAAUGGCACUGUAGAAUCGGAGGAAGCGAGCACACUGACCGUGGAUGACAUUUCCGAUGACGAUAUCGAUUUAGACAACACGGAAGUCGACGAAUACUUCUUCCUGCAACCCCUGCCCACAAAGAAACGGAGAGCUCUGUUGCGAGCCUCUGGGGUGAAGAAGAUCGACGUGGAAGAAAAGCACGAGCUGCGGGCCAUCCGCCUGUCUCGGGAGGACUGUGGCUGUGACUGCAGAGUGUUCUGUGAUCCAGAAACAUGUACCUGCAGCCUGGCAGGCAUUAAAUGUCAGGUGGAUCGGAUGUCUUUCCCAUGUGGCUGCACUAAAGAAGGCUGUAGUAACACAGCAGGUAGAAUUGAAUUUAAUCCUAUCCGCGUGCGGACUCAUUUUUUGCACACAAUAAUGAAACUUGAACUGGAGAAGAACCGAGAGCAGCAAACCCCCACGCUGAACGGCUGCCACGGGGAGAUAAGCACCCACGGCCCUUCCAUGGGCCCUGUCGCUCACUCCGUAGAAUAUUCCAUCGCGGACAAUUUCGAGAUUGAAAGCGAGCCCCAGGCUGCAGUGCUGCACCUGCAGGAGGAGCUGGAUUGCCAAGGAGACGAGGAGGAGGAGGAGGAAGACGGAAGCAGUUUCUGCAGUGGAGCCACUGACUCGAGCACCCAAAGCCUGGCCCCCAGUGAAUCAGACGAGGAAGAGGAAGAGGAGGAGGAAGAGGAGGAGGAGGAAGAGGAAGAUGACGACGACGACAAGGGAGACGGCUUUGUAGAAGGGCUUGGAGCCCAUACUGAAGUCGUCCCCCUUCCUUCUGUCCUUUGUUACUCCGAUGGCACCGCAGUUCAUGAAAGCCACACAAAAAAUGCUUCAUUUUACGCUAGCUCUUCAACUCUGUACUACCAAAUAGACAGUCACAUUCCGGGAACUCCUAGCCAGCUUUCUGACAACUAUCCUGAAAGAGAUACUGUCAAAAACGGUGCCCUUUCGCUGGUGCCUUACGCCAUGACCCCAGAGCGCUUUGUUGACUAUGCCAGGCAAGCAGAAGAGGCCUAUGGAGCCUCUCACUACCCAGCUGCCAACCCGUCGGUCAUUGUUUGCUGCCCCACCUCUGAAAACGAUAGUGGGGUGCCCUGUAACCCCUUAUAUCCUGAACACAGGUCCAAUCUUCCUCAAGUGGAAUUUCACUCAUACUUGAAAGGCCCUUCCCAGGAAGGGUUCGUCUCCACAUUGAAUGGCGACAGCCACAUUUCAGAGCAAACUGCAGAAAAUCCUUUGAGCCUUGCAGAAAAGAGCAGAUUGCAUGAGGAGUGCAUUCAGUCCCCCGUGGUGGAAACGGUCCCCGUUUAGUUGCUUAAAUUAUUCUAUUAUAGGACCAAGUCGUCUAUUUAAGGCACUGUAUUGCCUUUGCUGGCGUUGUUUAACCUGAAGACCAAGAAUAUGUGGACUGUGAUUAAUCUUUCAGACAGUAUUUCCUUCCUUCCUUUCUAGGUUCCCAACUGUGGCGUGGCACAAAAUACAGUCGCUAUGGGGAUUUUAAACGAUUUUGAACUGUUUUGAUAGAAAAUGCUAAAUUAAAAAAAAAAAAAGCAUAUCUCACAGUUGCCUACCUGUCAAACUGUGUGAAACCUACCAAGCUAUGCAGACCAUA
Molecule: messenger RNA, 4656 nt
Organism: Rattus rattus (black rat)
Lineage: Eukaryota; Metazoa; Chordata; Mammalia; Rodentia; Muridae
Gene: Csrnp3
Product: cysteine and serine rich nuclear protein 3
Exons: 5
Coding region: 2598-4355 (585 amino acids)
Biological process (GO): regulation of transcription by RNA polymerase II
Cellular component (GO): nucleus
Molecular function (GO): DNA-binding transcription factor activity, RNA polymerase II-specific; sequence-specific DNA binding
Source: RefSeq, a predicted model, not a curated record